Molecule: messenger RNA, 140 nt
Organism: Tinamus guttatus (white-throated tinamou)
Lineage: Eukaryota; Metazoa; Chordata; Aves; Tinamiformes; Tinamidae
Source: RefSeq, a predicted model, not a curated record
AUGAGAGCAAGAGAGCGAGAGCAAGAGCAAGAGUGUGAUACAUUGAGGGAGAGUGAGAGAGAGAUUGAAAGAGAGAAAAGGAGAAAUAGCAAGAGAAAGAAUUCAAGAGCUAGAGAAAGCAAGCAAAAGAGCAAGAGAGU